GUCAUUCCAGCCAGGUAGCUUGCAAAAUUUACAAUCUUCACAAAUUCUAUCCAUUCUUGGAAAAUACUCCUUUGCCAGUAGCUUUGUUAUUUACUAUUUACAAUUAACGCUCCACACUUCCAUGGACCUUGAACACUUCAUAUCAUUUGAUGUGAAUGCACCAAUGAGCUAUUAUAAGCGGAAACCCUUGCGAGAGAUUUACUGAGUUGGUCGCUUUGUCUUUCUUUGAUUAAUGAUGAAUCGUGAGGAGCUUCCUACCGAGGUUUGGACAACAACUCACACGUCGAAAAGCUCACCUAUGAAGAGUUUUGCGGCUCUUAUACUAAGAGAACUAAGAAGACCUAGUCGGCUCCGCAGUCGUAUCCUAAUCUCAUUCAUUUUAAUAUCUUCUGUGAUUUUUCUUUUUCUUGGCAGAUGGCAUGCAGUCAGUAUAUUUCAUAGUGCUCAUUACUCAAGCAGAAGAUAGUCUGCAAGUCCUAUAUGUUCAACUACAAAUUUUUGUAGGUUGCUAACAUCUUUUUAUUAGUAUAAAAUCGAACGCACAGCGUCACAUUUGGGUAACUACGUUCCUAAUAAACUGACAGGAGCUUUCCCGCCGUACGAUGUCAUCGAAGGUGGUGGGUUAAAUAAUACUAUACCAGACAACGACACCAACACAGAGGUUGCCAGGCCAAAGUUCCAUCUGAUAAUACCGACAAGAAAAAGAUCAGUCAAUCUCUGCAAAACUCUGGUAUCAGCUGCAAUCCUCAAUUAUCCACCUCCUACGCUAAUUGGAUUUGAACUGGAGGAAAAGGAGGGGAACGACAGGUUAUCUUCACAAUACAUACAAGACACCCUGAAUUUUCUCAAUGGCAAGGAGGUCAAUGAUGAUGAUAUGGUAUUUAUACUAGAUGAGGAUACCUGGCUCCAACUCCCUGUCGAGAUAAUCAUCAGCAGAUUCCUACGCGAUACACAGGAUUCCAACGCCUCACUUCUCAAACAGUAUGGACGAGUUGAUACAAAUAAUAGCAUGUUCGAUAGAGCUAGCCCAAAACAGCUCCGGCUUCAAAAAUACACACAAAAAGUCCUCUUCGCAGCUCAAAAGAAAUGUAGCAUUGGAGACGGUCCAGCCGAACUAGCUUGUUACGCAAAUAGUAUACCGCAAUCAACAUUACCGAAAAAAAAUCAUAAAAGCAAAGCGGAUAAGUAUGAAGCGGGCAUAUACAAUCGCCCGAGAUUUAUAGAGGGUGCGUUAGCCGUAGGGAAGGCCGGAGAUGUCCGAAGAGUUUGGAAGAAAGCCGAGGAGUUGGUCCGGUUACAAAAUAAGAGUAAGAAGGACACAUCGGUACAAAAAGUCUUGACGCAAAUCUUUGGAGAACAGGAAUGGAAUCGAAGUCAGAGCAGGAAAGCAUCAUCUUCUAAAUUUCGCAUCUGGCUCGAGGAAAAAAUGGGGUACGGUGUUGGUGUUGAUGCUCUUGCAACGAAUAAUAUAAUGUUUAAACCAGAAGGUGCAAGCGAAAACUAUGAAUUUGGUAUUGGACUCGAUUAUUCGUCUAGGGUUUUCCAAACAAUGCAGAAAUCGAGCGAUGAUCUGAGGUUUGUUCGGUAUGGGGAUAAGCAGGAAAAGGGGAUUGUGAGAAUGAGGGGGGUUAUCAAGGGCCAAGUGGAGAACUCUGGGAUACUACCCGCAGAGUUGAAGGUCAUUGAAGGACCGCUUGAGUUGUGUGGAGAUGGAGAUGUGCAUAAAGAAGGAGAGAUAACCAAGACUGGGAUAGAAAAUGCCUUGAUGGAUGCAAAAAAACAAAAUAUAACUUGGAGAGAUGUGCAAUUGGGCACAAAUAUAAAAUUUCCGGGGACCUCAGUACCCGCGUCCCUAAAUUUCAAUUUCCAUGGCAAAGAUAUAGACGAAGGAGCAAAAUUAAAAAAAGAAUUAUGGGGAAAUAUGUGGUGGAGGAGAUGGGAUAAAUCACUUUUGAAAGCAUGUACCAGCAGUUCUGGAGCUGAACAGGCUUGGAAGAAUGUCGUGGGGGAUGGGGAGAUAUGGUGGGAUUUGAGAGGAGGGAGGGGCGGUGUUUGGACGGGUGAAAGGGUUUGGAUCGAAUGGGGAAAGGUUUGUGGGGGGGAGGAAUUUGAGGAGGAGGUUUUUGGGGAUGCGUGAGAGGGUUGGCAGAGAUGGAUGAGAAUACAGCUAGGGUGAUGUGUAAACCCGUAAAUCGAAUGAAUUUGGGACCUGGAGAUAUAUGCCUUUCUUUAGCUUUCGAUGCAAUUGAAUUCUAAGAUCACAAUUAUACAAGUAGAGAAGUUCGAGUGUUC
Molecule: messenger RNA, 2292 nt
Organism: Sclerotinia trifoliorum
Lineage: Eukaryota; Fungi; Ascomycota; Leotiomycetes; Helotiales; Sclerotiniaceae
Source: the annotation of a GenBank genome assembly